Verticillium alfalfae VaMs.102 is the source of this 6153-nucleotide messenger RNA. RefSeq lists its product as hypothetical. The transcript is spliced from 3 exons. Gene Ontology annotation, molecular function: structural constituent of nuclear pore. Gene Ontology annotation, biological process: mRNA export from nucleus; protein import into nucleus. The record is from RefSeq and is a predicted model, not a curated record. Gene Ontology annotation, cellular component: nuclear pore. Bases 1 to 6153 code for a protein of 2050 amino acids. NCBI's taxonomy places the organism in Eukaryota, Fungi, Ascomycota, Sordariomycetes, Glomerellales, Plectosphaerellaceae.
AUGGCAGCAGCUGCUGUAGACACUGGAAGGAUAGCUGGCCACCUGGGCCUUGCUGAAUCCGCUGUGAACACCAUCACCACCGAUCCAACGCCGGAGCUCGUCGCAUCCUUCCUUCAAGCCUUGGUUGCCAAGGCGGAUGAGUUUGAUGAAGUAUACAAUGCCAAGCUCAUGCUCGAGGUCGAGUUGGAGAGCGCACACCGCAAUGCCGAAGAGAGAUGCCGAAACGCCAAAGCGACCGCCGACAAAGCGCUAAAGGACGUCGAGGAGAUACGCCAGAAACUCCACGAAGAAGAGACGAAACGCCAAAAUGUCGAAAACGAGCUGCAAUCCCUCAAGUCAAGGGGAUCCGACCACGACUCCGAGAUCACGACCUUGCGCGAUCGCAUCGAAUCCCUGCAGUCUUCAAACAGGGCUAACAUGGCACUCCUAGAAUCACGCAAUGCGCGCGAUUCUGAGCUGUCCGACGAGCUCGCCAAGCAGCACCAGAAGAACGUUCAGCUCAACAAGGAAAUCACAUCCCUCCAGACUUCGCUCCAAGCCGCUCAGGCAGCCGCCAGCAGCGCCAAGUACCGCGAGGACUCUGUUCAGCAACAACUCGAUCUCGCCCGGCGCAACGGCGAGUGGUUUGAAAAUGAACUCAAGACGAAGAGCGAGGAGGCUUUGAAGUACCGCAAGGAAAAGGGAGCGCGCAUCGCUGAACUGCAGCGUCAGAACGAAGAUGCCAAGUCCGAGACCGAAGCCCUCAAACGAAGCGAACAGCAACUGCGUGAUCGUCUUGAUGCGGCGCGGGCCAAGGCCGAAGAGGCCCUCACCAAGCUGCAGCAACAACAGGAAGCUUUCGCGCGCACUGAAGAGAGCUACAAGCAUGAGCUGGAGAGCAAACAACGCCUCGUCGAUAUGGCCAACCAGCUGACGAACAACCACAAGACGCGCGUUCAGCAACUCGAGGGCGAGCGCGAAAGCCUCAAUCAGAAGCACGUCAAUGAUAUCAAGCGCCUUCAGCAGCAGCUCGAGCAGGAGAAGGAGAACUGUCGUAUCCUAGAAGAACGCGUUGGUCAACUCGAGGGAGAGAUUGACGAACUACAGGUGCGCAUGGAACAAGCGCCUCAGCCUGCGUCAGCUCCCUCCGCCCCUUCCACUCCACGCCCCAACGGUUCACUCGCUGUCCGAGCCGCGUCGCCUUUCGCGACCCCGGGCUCUGUCCGCAGCAGGACUGCCAUCACGGCCACUCAGGCGAUCGAGGAGCUGUACAAGGUGAAGGGACAGCUCGCCGGCGAGAAACGACGGAACCAGCAAUUGGCAGAAGAACUCGACAACAUGAUUUCGGUUCUAGAAGCCAAGACACCCGAAAUCGAGGAACUUCAAGCCGAAACCGAUGCUUUGAGGGCUGAGAUCACCAAGAUGUCACAGCUGUCAGAACAGAGCUACGAGGAGCGCGAUGCCGCCAAGAAGUCAGCUCGCAAGGCUGAGAGCGCCCUCUCUACCACAAGGCGGAGGCCCAGAUCCUCCGCAACCAGCUCCGCGACCUCAGCACCCAGAUCCAAAUGCUUGUGUUCAACAUGCACGCCCGCGAGAAGGGUCUUGAGCAGCUUACCCGAGAGGAAACCCUCAGGCUCGAACAGCUGUCUCGAGGAGCUGCAGGAGAAGAACCAGGAACUACUUCGGGUCACCCGAGACCUUGCCGACAAGAUGGAAAAUGAAGAAGCUCGUGCGGCAAAGGACCAGGCGGCCCACGACAGCAAACUUGUGGACGAACUCAAGACGCAGCUCGCCAAUCUCGUAGAUGAACGCCAAUCCCUGCGCACAACGACAGAAAGUUUCAAGACCGAGCGCGAUAUGUUCCGUCGCUUGUUGCAACAGAAGAACGUUUCCGGCGAGCUGGAUUCGAUUCUUGGCAGCCCCAUCAACGAUGGACAGCGUCACCCUCUUGUUAGUAUCGAGGAUGAGCAGGGUGAUAGUGUGUCACCUCAGGUGGCAUUGCGAGACCUUCAGGCUCAGUUUGACUCGUACCGCGAUGAUGCUGAGGCUGUCAGACAGUCUCUUCGGGACCAGGUUGACAAGGUGUCUGGGGAGAAGAACGCUCUGCAGGCAGAGGUAGCCAAGAUUUCCAGUCAGCUCACCCUGGCUACCGAGAGAUACGAGAUGCUGCAUUCCAACUUUGUGGCACUCCAGACCGAUAACAAAGAACUGCAGAAGCGUUCCCAGGUGCUUUCCGAAGGCGCUGCCAAGCAGGACAUUCGCACACAGCAGGUUGCGGAGGAACUUAUCGAGGCGCGUGGUCUCGUCGAAAGCAUGCGCAAUGAAACGGCGAACCUCAAGGCAGAAAAGAAACUGUGGAAGGAUAUUCAGGACCGACUCAACCAGGACAACGAAAGCCUCGUGCAGGAAAAGGCCCGACUCAAUGGUCUCCUUGCCACGCACCAAUCUCUUCAGAACGAACGCGACAUCAGCGAAUCCGAAGCACGCCGCAAGUCUCAGUCCAGGAUUGAGAGCCUGGAGUCCGAGCUCUCUGAUACGAAGCGGAAGCUGUCCGAAGAGGUUGAAGAGGGAAAGAAGCUGCAGCUGAGGAAGGAGUUUGAUGCUAGGGAGGCACAAAAGCGAAUCGAUGAGCUCUCUGGCAACCUGAGCCAAAUUCGCGAAGAGCACGUCGCCGUAAAGACGAGCCGCGAUCAUCUACAGGCCCGAGUGGACGAAUUGACGAUCGAGCUUCGUAGCGCUGAGGAGCGGUACGGUCGUCUGCAACCUCGUCCGACACCCCGACCCGGCAGUUUCGCCGCCGAGACGACGCAACCCGACCACGACAACGAGAGUGAAGUCCGUGAGCUCAUCAACGAAGUCGCCGAUCUCAAGCGCGACCUCGAGCUUGCCCGUGCUCACUUGGAGAAUGCAAAGGAGCAGGCUGAGCAAUACAAGAACCUCAGCGAAGAGAACGAGAAGGCGUUGUCCGAGUUCACUGAUUCGCAGGAGCAGUUCCAGCACGAGAUCGAGACGACUCUACAGGCUAAGGACGCGAAGAUCAAGGAACUUGAGCAGCGUGUUGAAGAUGUGUCUGCUGAGCUGGCCAACUCUAACAAGGAGCUCUCGGCUCUCAGAGACGCACAAGGCGAGGUGGCUCGCAAGUUCGAGGACGAGAAGAAGAUUCUCGAGGAAGAACUCGAGAGGCUCAAGGCGACCGCUGAGCGCCAUUCGGAAGCUGCCAAGCAUCAUCGAGACGACAUGCGUCUUCAGCAAGAAAUUACGACCGGAAUUCAGAGAGACUAUGAGCAUGAGCUGAUGAAGCAUGCCGAGGCCGCGCAGCAAGCGCAGCAGCUGCGCGCCGAGUACAACCAGCUCAAGAGUCAAACAGCAACUCUGAGGGCCGAAGCCGAAUCGGCCAAGGUCACCCUUGCGCAGUCUCAAGGCUCAUGGGAAGACAGGCGACAGCACCUAGAGCAGGAGAUUGCCGAACUCAAGGCUCGUCGUGAUGACGCCAACGCGCAGAAUAAGCUCCUACAUCAACAGCUUGAGAGUGUUACUGCACAGUUUUCCGCGCUCAAGCAGAACCGGACAUCGACCAUCGACAAUGCGGACUCUCCCGAGGGAGGAGGGUCUUCCGACAACGCCAUCGACGGCCUGCGUGAACUCAACUCGUACCUGCAGCGCGAGAAGGACAUUCUCGAAGUCCAGUACGACCUCAAGGUGCAAGAGUCGAAGAGGCUGCAGCAGCAGCUCACCUACUCACAGUCACAAUUGGAAGAGACACGUCUCAAGCUCGACCAGGAACGCCGAACCGCAGCCGAGAGUGGCCAGAGUUCCCUCGCUCACAAAGACCUUAUGGAGAAGAUCAACGAGCUCAACCUUUACCGCGAAAGCAGUGCCACUCUACGCAAUGAGCUCACGCAGUCCAGAGCCCAGAUUGCCGAGAAGAACGCCAAGAUUGAGGAGCUUGAAGGCAAGGUCCAACCGUUGGAGGCCAAGAUUGAGGAGAUUGAAACGCAGAAGGGCUUCCUCGAGGAAGAGAUCAAGCAGAUCCAGGAGGACCGCGACCGUUGGCAAAAGCGCACCGAGGGCAUGUUCACCAAAUACGGCCGUGUCGACCCCGCCGAGAUGGAUCAGCUCAAGCAGACGGUCACCGACCUUGAGGCCGAACGCGAUGCUCUCAAGGAGGCCGAAGCUCCCCUGCGGUCACAGCUGGAUGAGAUCCAAAAGGCUCUGGAUGGAGAGCGGAGCAACUGGCAGAACACACGCCAGAAACUCACGGAGCAGUUCAAGGAGCGAUCAAAGAAGCUCUCGGGUGACAAGAAUGAGGCGAUCGCAGAGAGGAACAACAUCCAGGCUCAACUGGAUGCUGUCAAGUCCGAACUUGAGCAGGUCAAGAAUGAGCUGGGCGCUUCGAGCACACAGGAUGAGCAGGUGCGACAGCUCCAGGAACAGCUGAACGCAGCGAACAACGAAGUGCAACGGAUCCAGCAAGAGCUCGAGGCUUCAUCGUCGCAGAAGUCUCAGUACGAACAACAGAUUUCGUCGUUCCAGCAACAAGUUCAGCGUCUACAGCUGGAGGCCCAGGCGAGCCAAUCGACACCCACUCAGCCGUCAGCAGCGAACACCGACCCGUCGGGCUCCGCUUCCGCAGAUGUGGUUGCGCAGUUGGAGCAGAACCUGGCGAAUCUGCGCAAUGAGCUCGAAAACAUGACAGCGCAGAAGCAAUCUGCCACACAAGAGCUCGAGAGCCUGCGUUCCGAGUUGCAGAGUGCCGUCUCGGCCAGAGACGAGGCGCAGAAGAAGGCCAGCGAGCUGGCUCAGCGACAAAGCGAAACCGCCGAUGCAUCGCAAGCGUCUGUCGAGUCUGGCGGUGUUACCGCCCAGACUGUGCACAACACCCUGUCAGAUGAGGAGCGCAAGGCACUAGAGGACAAGAUCGUUGCGGCUGAAGCCAAGGCUUCUGAAUAUGAGACUAAGGCAUCCGAGUGCGAAGCCAAGAUGAAGGCCAUCGAGGAAAGUCAGAAUCAAACGCUUAAGGAGCGAUCCGACAAGAUGAAAAACGCUCUGAAUGAUAGGCUGCGCCAAGACAGGCAGAAAUUGGAGCAGGAAUUCCAGACCAGAGUCGACCAGGAGAAGAUUAUCUGGCAGGCAGAACACCCUGCCGCUGCGCCCUCCCAGGAACAGCCUAUCGCCUCGACACCGGUCAAGAAACAAGAGCCCGAGCCGCCAUCAAACACACCGACCGCAAACGCUCCACUUUCUGAUGGCGAGGUACGGAAACUUCUCGCAACCAACCCCACUGCUAAGAGCAUCUUUACCGCAAACCUUAAGAAGAAGCUUGAGGAGCACUCGGCCAAAGCAGAGACUACGCUCAAGGCGGAAUACGAGUCGAAGAUUUCAACAGCGAGGGAGGAAGGCCAGGCACUCGCGCAGAAGAAGUCAGCCCUGCAGAUCAACAUGAGAGACAACCAGGUCAGGGCAGCAAACGCUAAACUGGAGGUUGUUUCCACAGCCGCGGCCAACACACCCGCCAGGCCAGUUGGCGAGGUCUGGGAAGAGGCAAAGGUGGCUAAGCCCGCGCCUGCGCCUGCCGCUCAGCCAACUCCUGCGCGUGCUCCGGCUAAUGCCCAGAUCAACAACACGCCUCGCGUUGCUUCUGGAUCGCCUGCGCCUGCGCCGGCGACUGCUCCGACAAAUAAUUCUGGUAAGUCCAAGUCAUCACAACUGAGCAGUGCAUCUACUUACUCUGCUAUAGCCACUCCGAGCAAGCCACCGCCGGCACAGGUGACAGCGACUGGACAGAAGCCGGUGACGGCAGCUGCCAGCGGCAUUCCUCAGCCACCAGGCCAGAAGGCCGCAGUCGCCACCACUGGCGAAGCGCCGACAACCACACCAGCCGCGGCAAAUCCUUUUGCUGCCAGCGGAACGCCUCCAGUCUGCCCGCGAACCCGUUCGCCAAUGCUGCUACAGCAAACGCAACAGCGACGACAACAACAGGGCAGGCUCAGCCAAAUCAACCUACGGUCAGAAGUGGAAUCCCAGUCCCCGGUCGCGGCGGUGCUGCCGGACGAGGAGGCCGUGGCACGUAUCAAACACCCGGCCAACGUGUGUCGACUGGUGGUCCGAACGAGCGAGGGGGAUUUUCCGGCCGAGGUCGCGGCCGCGGCGGACACCAGCAGGGAGGCGCCUUGA